Molecule: messenger RNA, 1058 nt
Organism: Eutrema salsugineum
Lineage: Eukaryota; Viridiplantae; Streptophyta; Magnoliopsida; Brassicales; Brassicaceae
Exons: 2
Coding region: 67-732 (221 amino acids)
Source: RefSeq, a predicted model, not a curated record
GUCGACCCAUCACACAGAAAAACCCAAAAGAGAAAGACUUUUAACUGUCAAUAUUUUCUAGUAUCAAUGGGAGGAGGAGAGCCGAUGGAUCAUCAUCAUCACCGAAUCUCGGCCAUGAAAUCCAACGGCGUAGCAGAGUCCGACGGUGUGGGCCAAGGGAAACUAUACUCUCCAAACUACGCCAUCAAAGUCGCUACGAAAGCCGACGAAAACGUGGGCCAAGGGGAACUUUAUUCUCCUGACCACGCGAUCAAAAUCGCUACGAACUCUGAAAAAACCUCAGAGAAGCCUAAACUUAAUAACUCCGAGGAAUCAUCUGAUUCAGAAGAGAAGCAGAGGAAGACGAUGAUGUUGGGGCUGAAGGAUCUUUCGGAGGUUAAGGAUAAAGUAUUAGAGAAACUAGCCGCUGCUGCUGUUCCGUCGGAAUCGCUGGAAAACACUAAACAGUUUUUGGAAGGUGUGAUCAAAGAUUUCGCUGGAGCGGCGCAGGGGAUGACCAAAGACGCGUUACACCGGAUUAAAACUCAUCUUGCUGAUAUUCUUCCCUCUGUCUCUCCUGCCGUCACCGAAAAGAUGGUUGACGAUGCGGAGAAGGAAGCAAUUAAGGGCGAGGAAGAAGAUGAGAGAAAGUCAAAAGAAAGUCCCGGAGAAGAAUUUGCCGGAAAGUUGCCGUAUGUGUCUCCCACGUCUUCAUUUUUCGGCUCUCUCACCAAACCUUUCUCAAAGCUUUGACGGGUUUUUUUUACGUUGUUGUACGCGUACGUGAUGAUCUGAGAUGGAUACGAUGAAAAUCUGAGGUUUCUGAGACAACCUGAUAUUCCAUGUCUGCUUAUAUUGAGUGAAGAUGCAUACUUUAAAUGUUUUAAGAAAACAGAGUUUCACGCCUUUUUAUGUUCUAGGCCAUAAGAUUGUUUAGCACACAAACUCAAAGUUAAAUAUAAGAAACCAAUGUUUACGGAGAUAUUAAGGAAAAAUAUCUUCUUGUCUGUACAAAUUAUACAAGGACGUAUGUAUAUAUAUUUGUAAUGUAAAUCAGAGGUUGAGAUGAAUACAAGAGA